Cladocopium goreaui is the source of this 1122-nucleotide messenger RNA. The record is from the annotation of a GenBank genome assembly. NCBI's taxonomy places the organism in Eukaryota, Dinophyceae, Suessiales, Symbiodiniaceae.
AUGGCGCUUUCGGGUCCACUCUUCACAGAGAUGAAUGACGGAGAGGUACAGCGACACGGUGCAGCCAGUGUUGCCUUUUUGGGAGGCAGUAUUGCCUUCCUGGUCGUCUUCGGCGGCUUAUGGGUGGGAAGCGUCUUGGCAUUUGCUUUGGGAAAACUUUGCUGCAUGAUUAUGCCAGAAGAGCAAGCACCUUGGCAGACCUUGGCGUUGCAGGUAAGCAAAGCCGGUUUCUACGGCGGCUCAAUAGUUUCUUGGUGCGCAGGCAUCAUUGAUAAAGCUGGCAACUUGGAUGCAACAGAUGUUCCUGGAUGUUCCUGGUAUUUCCUCCUUGCGGAGACAGUGCCAGAGGAUGGCAGCUCCUGGCAGCAUUACCUACCCUGCUUUGCCCUGUUGCGCCCUGUUUUGCGGGAAUCUGGCCAAGGUAAUGGUGCAGGCAUCAAGAUUGUUUUCAUGGCACGCAGUUUGCCAAUUCUGCCGGCAGAAGUCUUUGACUAUGCAUGUGCCAUGACCACCUUGGCCGUGCACGAGUAUGCAAUCGGAUGCAUAGGUUCCGCUGUCCCAGUGGCCUUCUGGACCUUUAGCACAGCGCAGGCCUCGAAUCUCGUGGGACCAGAACGGUCUAGGGCAAGUCAUGUCGCACUGAUUCUUUUGAACGUGGGCUGCUUGGUUUUGCUGACCUUUGUCUUGGUGCAUGUCAUCCAAAGUCAUGAACAGGACGCAGCUGAAGAGACCAUUGACAUCGAGUGGCAAGAACAGUGGAUGGAUGCCAAAAUGGAAGUCGCGCACCGUCUUCAAGCGGAAAAUUUGCAAAUCUAUCGCGAAGGUAGAGACUUCACGAUCAGAGACAACUCGAACAAACUGUUGCAGCUGUGGGACGAUCAUGGCAUGGUCCCCUAUCUUCUCCGGAAGUGGGAGAAGAAGCAUGUGCUCACCAAGGAAAACUUCCCACUGAAGGUCCACGUUCACAAGGAGCCGCCGCUGGUCAAUGACUUGAUAGAGCCAGCCAUCCUCGCGGUGAAACGCACCAGUUCCUCCACUACUCCGACUACAGCUGGUUCCCCUGAGCAUCUUUACGCACGUGUUGACAGUAGCGACCAACUGUUGCAGCUGCAGCUCCCCUGA